Molecule: messenger RNA, 1264 nt
Organism: Aphanomyces astaci
Lineage: Eukaryota; Oomycota; Saprolegniomycetes; Saprolegniales; Verrucalvaceae
Exons: 2
Coding region: 129-1139 (336 amino acids)
Source: RefSeq, a predicted model, not a curated record
CUUGCCUUCAGUAAACAACUUCUAAACCAUGCACCGAGGAGGAGAUUCGCCUCGCAUAUGUUUGUCCCUGGGCGUGCCUGCAAAGCCGACAUUAUAACACCCACCACACUGCUGCAGUCCUUUUGGCCAUGGCAAAGACAUGGAUCACCGCGUUCUUCCUGUCGCUCUUGACGACGUGUGAUGCUGCCACUGUCACAAGUUGCAAGGCGAGCAGCGCGACGUCGUGGAGCACUGGCAUUGAAUGCAGCAUGCAGCUAGACGUCGUUCAACCGUCCGAGACCAACAACCCGACAGUGUUUCGAUGGACCAUCCGAAGUGUGUAUGGCGACCCCAUCGUGUUGGCCAAGGUUAUGGCGUCCGUGUGUGAUACGGCCAAGUAUCCAUGCAUCUUUGGCUCGCAAGACUUCGUACCUGCGACAACGUCGGCGGCGGAGGCUGAAAACGCCACGUUUGCCCAGGGCACGGCCACUGUCUCCUUCCCCACCUCGUCAACGUACGUCAUCGCAGUCAGCGCAGUCGUGGGGAGCAGCGCGCAGCAGUUUUUAACCACUUUGCCGGUGUAUAUUUCACUUCCAAUGGACGCCACGACGAAGACUACAGAGUUGCCCACAGCAAGCUAUCUGCCACCUUCAAUGACGCCACUCGCUCCACCUAUAGAAGCUACACCGAAAACCAUCUCAACCACCUCGACCGUCCUGAUCAUUGUAGGUGUGGUCCUCGCCGUGGUCGUUGGCACGGUGUUUGCGAUCUUGUUUUACAAGUUGCGCAAAGCCAGGGCCAGUAUGUCGUCGUCACAACAAUCAAGUGCUACCAGCACCAGCCAACAAAUUGAACUCGACACCAUGCCGACAACAGCCGCAGCAGAACCGUUCCGUCGAGUGCAUCUAGCGACCACAUUCAACUCCACGUCGUCCAGCGUUGUUGGAGGCCCAUCGGCGUCCUAUGCAUCAGCAGCAAACCAUCGCGCCGCUGCUGAUCACGUGUCCAUGACCAACUCCACGCCCCCCUGCCCCCACGAUCGACCCACAAGGGAGCGCAGUCACAACGAACACUCAAGUUAUGUUAAAGUGACCGACGAGGGUAUCCCCCCAAGCAGCGUGCACCACCCGACAUAUGGACCAGCCCCAAACCGACGAUAAAUCGUCAAAUAGGUUUUAAGUUUGGUCAAUGGAUGCACCAGGAUAGCAGUAGCUCCGAGGAUUGGAAUUGAUUCUUAGCGUAGAAGUACUGCAGUACAUGUGAGCGCAUAUAUAUACAACCUUCU